AUGAAAACUGUUGGUGUCAAUCAGUCAAGAUAUAUGCAAGCAAGCACAGCUUUGUAUGUACCUUACUAUACAUGGCGUGCUUCUUACAAUUACUCAAUGACACUAACAAACAAAGGUGUGCUUACAUUGUUUCGGCAGAUCCCAAGUAUCCUCACUGCCAUUGAUUUCUCAAAGCUUGAAUCAUUAGACCUUUCUCAAAAUAAGCUCUCGGGAGAGAUACCCCAGCAGCUGACCCAACUCACAUUCCUUGAAAUCUUCGAUGUCUCUCAUAAUUAUCUCACAGGUCCUAUUCCACGAGGAAGACAAUUUGAUACAUUUGAAAAUAGUUCCUAUGAAGGGAAUUCAGGAUUGUGUGGAGACCCUUUGUCGAAGAAAUGUGGCAAUUUAGAAGCAUCACCACCAACUUCAAAAUUGAAGCAAAAUGAAGAUGAUGAUUCAUGGUUUCCAAUUGAUAAAAGUGAUUGGAUUGUGAUAUGCAUGGGCUAUGGAGGUGGGUUAGUAGUUGCGCUGAUCAUUGGGAACACUCUGACCACAAGGCAUCAUUAA
This is a messenger RNA of Cornus florida, 546 nucleotides long. RefSeq names its product receptor-like protein 9DC3. Gene Ontology annotation, molecular function: protein binding. The record is from RefSeq and is a predicted model, not a curated record. The transcript is spliced from 2 exons. The coding region runs from base 1 to 546 and encodes 181 amino acids. Lineage: Eukaryota; Viridiplantae; Streptophyta; Magnoliopsida; Cornales; Cornaceae.